AUGGCACAUUCUGCAGGAUCAGCAGGAUCUAUAAAAAGUGGAAUUAUUGACUUUACAGCUGGAUCCUUAGGUGGUGUGGCAGUUGUUUAUGUUGGUCAACCAUUGGAUACAGUUAAAGUAAAAAUGCAAACAUUCCCACACCUUUACAAAGGCAUGUAUGACUGUUUGAAACAGACUUUAAAAAAUGAUGGUAUAGUCAGAGGACUGUAUGCAGGGACCACUCCAGCAAUCAUGGCCAAUGUUGCUGAGAACUCAGUGCUUUUUGCAGCAUAUGGGUACUGUCAGAAGUUUGUUUGUCAUGUUACUGGUACAGAGAGUGCAGAGCAACUAACAACCAUGGGUAAUGCAACGGCUGGUUUUUUGGCGGCUUUCUUCUCUUCCUUUACACUGUGUCCAGCGGAGUUGAUAAAGUGCCAGUUGCAGGCAAUGCGGGAAGUCAAUGUGCAGGGCUCACAAUCAGCUAUCAGGGUGACGCCGUUCCAAUUGUCGCAGCAAAUAUUCAGGCGGUAUGGGAUACAGGGCCUGUUCAGGGGGCUGGUGCCGACGAUCAUGAGGGAGAUGCCGGGAUACUUCUUCUUCUUCGGCGGAUACGAAGGUACAAGAGAGCUCCUAGCGAAGUCGGGCCAAUCGAAAGAAGACAUAGGCUUCUUCAAGACGAUGGUCGCCGGAGCGGUCGGCGGCUGUGUUCUGUGGACGGUCAUCUUCCCCACGGACGUGAUCAAGUCCCGGGUCCAGAUAUCGAACGAGAAGCAGAAGUUCCUAACAGUCGGUUAUGAGAUCGUUAAGAAGGAAGGUGUUUUAGCCCUUUACAACGGACUUAAGCCAACGCUUAUAAGAACAAUACCAGCCACCGCCACCUUGUUCGUAGUCUACGAAUAUUCGAAGAAGAUAAUGCAUCAAUCGUUUGGCGGA
Iphiclides podalirius (scarce swallowtail) is the source of this 912-nucleotide messenger RNA. The record is from the annotation of a GenBank genome assembly. Lineage: Eukaryota; Metazoa; Arthropoda; Insecta; Lepidoptera; Papilionidae.